CUGCGUGUGAAUAUUGAUGAUGAGUCAGUAAUUUCUGAUUAUCCUAACGAAACCACUGAAACGCUAAACCCCGAAACACAAGCAUUGAGAGAAUUGCUUCGGAAGUCCAACCCAAUGGACGCUAU
Racocetra fulgida is the source of this 125-nucleotide messenger RNA. The record is from the annotation of a GenBank genome assembly. Lineage: Eukaryota; Fungi; Glomeromycota; Glomeromycetes; Diversisporales; Gigasporaceae.